Molecule: messenger RNA, 1422 nt
Organism: Diabrotica balteata
Lineage: Eukaryota; Metazoa; Arthropoda; Insecta; Coleoptera; Chrysomelidae
Source: the annotation of a GenBank genome assembly
AUGGCCUUCAAUAGUAAACAGUUUUUCUCAUUUUUCCGAAAGUUGAGAAACGUGGAGAAUAUGAAUUUUGCAUCUAUACCAUUCAAUUUAGAGGUAGAUGCAGGAACUUUAACUGCCAUCAGCAGCGGAAUGCAUUAUUCGUGGACAGCACCGUUACUACCUAUUCUUCAAGGACCUGAUUCUCCAUUGAAAGUCACUGACAGUCAAGCGGAAUGGCUAGAAAAUUCAUAUAUGGUCGGUGCUUUUUGCGGAGUUUGGAUAACAAUGUAUUUAGUUGAUAAAAUCGGCCGAAAGAAAUCUAUGCAUUUAGCUUCAUUUAUAAUGUUAUCCGCUUGGGUAGUUACGGCUGUAGCUCCAAGAGUAGAAUACAUAAUUGCUGCAAGAGCAUUUGCUGGAUCAGCAGGAAAUAUGACGUUUGUAGCUACGCCCAUGUAUAUUGCUGAAAUAGCUGAGCAUAAAAUAAGGGGAUUUUUAAGUAGUUUAAUUUAUCUUAUGAUGCUUAUCGGUAUUCUUUUAAUUUAUUCUGUGGCACCUUUUGUUCCCUUUUAUGCUCACUGUAUUUUGGGAGCAUCAUUUGAUUUAACACAACUUAUAAUUUUUCCCUUUAUGCCAGAAAGUCCUUAUUAUUUACUAUCUAACAAUAAACCAGAAGAUGCUUUACAAUCUUUAAAAAAAUUAAGGAAAAAAGAGCAUGAUAUAAAAAAAGAAUUAGAAAAUAUUAAGUUAGCAGUAGAUCGCCAAAAAGCGGAACAAGGUAGAUUCUGUGAUCUUUUUCUGGUUUCCAGUAAUCGUCGAGCUAUGCUUAUAAUGGGUUUUUUAAAUACAGCUCAACAUUUAAGUGGUAUUAGCGUUCUCCUUAUGAACAUUCAUAUUAUCCUUGAAGCUGGAGGUUCUAUUUACAUCGAGCCACGAAUGGCUGCAAUUAUAUUUUCUGCGACAAUGGUAAUCGCUGCGUCUGUAGCUUCCCUGACUAUGGACAAAUUUGGUCGAAAAACUUUACUAAUUUCGUCCAGUUUGCUAACCGGACUGUGCCUUCUUGUUUUAGCUAUUUACUUUAGUUUAAAAAAUGGUGGAAUCGACACUAUUAAUUAUAGUUGGAUUCCCACUGUAUGUGUCAUGCUAUUUGCUCUAACUUUUAAGCUGGGAUUGGGUAUGGUACCUAUAGUGCUCACAGCAGAAAUUUUUCCCACAAAUAUGAAAGCUUUCGGUAUGGCAAUUGCAGAUGGAUUUUAUGUUGGAGCUUCAUUGCUUUCUUUACAAGUGUAUCAAAGAUUAACUCAAUAUUUUGGACUAGAGUAUCCUUUCUACGUUUUUUCUUGUUUUUGUGUCUUUGCAGCUCUAUUCACUUUUAUAUUUAUACCUGAAACAAAGGGUAAAACUUUGGAGGAAAUACAAAUCAUUUUAAAAGGAAACAAUAUAUAA